AUGGGCGCUUUGGAUGAGGGGCAUUUCUGCUCGGAACUUGAGAAUGGAGUGAAAUUGGGUUGCAUCGAGCUGAGUUUUGAGGAAGAACCUGAAACCAUAGCUAUUGAAGAUGCUGUGAAAGUUCUCAUGCAGGGUCUGGGAGAGGAUGUUAACAGAGAAGGUUUGAAGAAGACACCUCUUCGCGUUGCCAAGGCCCUUCGGGAAGGAACAAGGGGUUACAGACAAAAGGCUAAGGACAUUGUGCAAGGUGCUUUAUUUCCUGAAUCUGGUCUCGACAAUACAGUUGGUCAUGCUGGAGGAGCUGGUGGACUCGUGGUUGUUCGAGAUCUUGACCUCUUCUCGUAUUGUGAAUCUUGUAUGCUACCAUUCCAGGUUAAAUGUCAUGUGGGCUAUGUCCCUUCUGGUCAACGGGUUGUAGGCUUAAGCAAGCUCUCUCGAGUAGCUGAUGUGUUUGCAAAACGCCUCCAAGAGCCUCAGCACCUAGCAGACGAAGUGUGUUCAGCUUUGCAGCAUGGCAUCAAGCCAGCAGGUGUUGCAGUUGUACUCCAAUGUUUACACAUCCCUUUCCCAAAAGUAGAAUUAGCUUUUCUUGACUCGAACCACCAAGGAUGGGUAGAGUUACUGGUUAGUUCAGGUUCAGGAGUUUUUGAGAAUGAAAAUGCCAAUCUUUGGGCAGAUUUUUUGAAUCUUCUGAGAUUCAGAGGCAUAAAUGUCGAGAAAAAUCGCAUGAGAGACUCAAGCGAUCAACACUGGUGUCCAUCUCGAUCAGGUGAUAUUGCUGCCUCCAAGAUUGAAUCAGUUAAUCAGGGUAUGGUCACUGCAGUAGCUUCAAUUCUUAGGUCGUUAGGUGAAGACCCAUUAAGGAAGGAGCUUGUAGGAACACCUGCUCGUUUCGUGAAGUGGUUGAUGAACUUCCAAACUACUAAUUUAGAUAUGAAGCUGAAUGGCUUUGUUUCUGACAGGGUCGAUCCUCUAAAGUUCAAUGGGGAUGGCUGCAAGGAAAAGAAAAUCCACUCUGAGCUGAACUUGUCAUUCUGGUCGCAGUGUGAGCAUCAUCUACUUCCCUUCUAUGGUGUUGUGCAUAUAGGAUAUUUGUGCACUGAAGGAUUCAAUCCCAUUGCGAAAUCUCUUUUACAAUCGAUUGUAUGUUUCUACGGUUUCAAGCUCCAAGUACAAGAAAGACUCACCCGGCAGAUAGCAGAGACUAUAUCAUCACUGUUAGGUGGAGAUGUGAUUGUGGUUGUGGAGGCAAAUCACACCUGUAUGAUCUCGAGAGGCAUCGAGAAGUUUGGAAGUAGUACAGCGACAAUUGCUGUACUGGGUCGAUUUUCGACUGACCCUGCUGCAAGGGCUAAGUUUUUGCAGAGCAUUCCAAACACCGCAUUUUCAGGACGAUGA
Messenger RNA from Prunus armeniaca (apricot), 1398 nucleotides. The record is from the annotation of a GenBank genome assembly. NCBI's taxonomy places the organism in Eukaryota, Viridiplantae, Streptophyta, Magnoliopsida, Rosales, Rosaceae.